Messenger RNA from Dentiscutata erythropus, 564 nucleotides. The record is from the annotation of a GenBank genome assembly. Lineage: Eukaryota; Fungi; Glomeromycota; Glomeromycetes; Diversisporales; Gigasporaceae.
AUGUCAAAUAGUGCACACAAUUCAACACUAACUUCAACCACACCACCGUCCUACAAACUUCGAGCAAGUCUCACACCGACAGAACGGUUAACUACGGUAUUAUAUUUAACCAGUUCGUGGGCUCUAAUACUUGGUUCAUACGAGGGAGGAAAAAAAGCUGGACUACAAUAUUUGGCUGAAAAUGCUCAUAAAUUACCAAAUACCAAAGGAGGAUGGUAUUUUUAUCAUAAACGAAAAAAUUAUCGAAUAGUUAUUGGUGGUAUGAAAAGUGGUGUACGUUUUGCGAUGAAAACGAGUUUAGUAUGUUUAACGUUCACGGGACUGGAAGCUGUUUUUGAUGAAGUUAGGAAAGAAAAUGAUUUUUUGAACUCGUGUGGAGCUGGAAUUACUACUGCCUUGAUCGUUUCAGGGAUAUAUCGAUUGCCGAGACAAAGCGUUAAAUAUGCUUGCAUGAUUGGACUUGGAGUUGGUAUUAUCACUGGUGGUUUACAAGACGCCGUAAAGUUUUAUCAAGGUCAAAAUAUAUGGUAUUGGGACUUGAUAAAAAAAAAAUUGAGUAUUUAG